This is a messenger RNA of Mus caroli (Ryukyu mouse), 1787 nucleotides long. RefSeq names its product fibroblast growth factor 23 (gene Fgf23). Gene Ontology annotation, molecular function: growth factor activity. Lineage: Eukaryota; Metazoa; Chordata; Mammalia; Rodentia; Muridae. The record is from RefSeq and is a predicted model, not a curated record.
AGCCCAGGAUCCCCACCUCAGUUCUCAGCUUCUUCCCAGGAAGAAGAGAGAAAGGCCAGCAAGGUCCCAGCCUGUCUGGGAGUGUCAGAUUUCAAACUCAGCAUUAGCCACUCAGUGCUGUGCAAUGCUAGGGACCUGCCUUAGACUCCUGGUGGGCGUGCUGUGCACUGUCUGCAGCUUGGGCACUGCUAGAGCCUAUCCGGACACUUCCCCAUUGCUUGGCUCCAACUGGGGAAGCCUGACCCACCUGUACACGGCUACAGCCAGGACCAGCUAUCACCUACAGAUCCAUAGGGAUGGUCAUGUAGAUGGCACCCCCCAUCAGACCAUCUACAGUGCCCUGAUGAUUACAUCAGAGGACGCUGGCUCUGUGGUGAUAACAGGAGCCAUGACUCGAAGGUUCCUUUGUAUGGAUCUCCACGGCAACAUUUUUGGAUCGCUUCACUUCAGCCCAGAGAAUUGCAGGUUCCGCCAGCGGACGCUGGAGAAUGGUUAUGACGUCUACUUGUCGCAGAAGCAUCACUACCUGGUGAGCCUGGGCCGCGCCAAGCGCAUCUUCCAGCCGGGCACCAACCCGCCGCCCUUCUCCCAAUUCCUGGCGCGCAGGAACGAGGUCCCGCUGCUGCACUUCUACACUGUUCGCCCACGGCGCCACACGCGCAGCGCCGAGGACCCACCCGAGCGCGACCCACUGAACGUGCUCAAACCGCGGCCCCGCGCCACGCCUGUGCCUGUAUCCUGCUCUCGCGAGCUGCCGAGCGCAGAGGAAGGUGGCCCCGCAGCCAGCGAUCCUCUGGGGGUGCUGCGCAGAGGCCGUGGAGAUGCUCGCGGGGGCGCGGGAGGCGCGGAUAGGUGUCGCCCCUUUCCCAGGUUCGUCUAGGUUCCCAGUCCAGGCUGCGUCCGCCUCCAUCCUCCAGUCGGUUCAGCCCACGUAGAGGACUAGGGUACCUUGAGGAUGUCUGCUUCUCUCCCUUCCCUAUGGGCCUGAGAGUUACCUGCGAGGUUCCAGCCAGGCACCACUAUUCAGAAUUAAGAGCCAACGGUGGGAGGCUGGAGAGGUGGCGCAGACAGUUCUUAGCACCCACAAAUACCUGUAAUUCUAGCUCCAGGGGAUUCUGUACUCACACACACACAUCCACAUCCAUACACACACAUACAUGUAAUUUUAAAUGUUAACCUGAUUUAAAGACCCCAACAGGUAAACUAGACACGAAGCUCUUUUUAUUUUAUUUUACUAACAGGUAAACCAGACACUUGGCCUUUAUUAGCCGGGUCUCUUGCCUAGCAUUUUAAUCGAUCAGUUAGCACGAGGAAAGAGUUCACACCUUGAACACAGGGAAGAGGCCAUCUCUGCAGCUUCUAGUUACUAUUCUGGGACUCUCGGGUGUUUGAGUUUGAGCACCUUGACCUUAAUGUCUUCACUAGGCAAGUCAAAGAAAGACACUCAUUUCUUCCCUUUGGGAAGAGCUUUGGAUUGGCGGGAGGCUGACAAGGACACCUAAACCGAACACAUUUCAGAGUUCAGCCUCCCUGAGGAAUGAUUCGCCAAUGAUUCUGUGAUAGGACCUGUCCGUAGCUUUUGAAUUUGCCCUGGCUCAGCAAAGUCUAUCUUGCUAGGGUGUUUUGCAAACUGCAAACGCUCAAACUCUCUCUAAAGAGACAUUUUUAGUGAAAGCCUCUGCUAGCAGGUUGACUUGUAAUAUAUUCUAAGCGAAUGUGCCCGGGGGGAGGGGGAGAAGGGUCCUUGAGACCUCGAAUUGUUCUAGGUUAGGGUUUCUGUGAAGAGG